GGCUGCCUCGGGGAUUUCAGACAACCCCAAACUCAAAGCCGAGGGAAGACACUCCGAGACAGCUCCACCUGUGCCCCGGGGUGCUGGAGGCGGUGCGGGGGCAGGGGUGGUAUAAAAGGACCUGCCCUACAGAACGCUGAAGGCACUGGGCUCCUGACCCAGGACGGAGCCCGACCAAGUGAAACUCUCCCAGCUUUCUCAUCUGGCAGCCCCUGAGCCACGGACACCAUGGUGAGAGUCUGGCUCCCUCCCCUGCUAACUGUGCUGCUGGCCUUAGCCCUGGAAACCACUGGACAAGGAGAAAUGGUGACAGAAUUAUAGAUGGAUACCCAUGUGAAAGAGGCUCGCACCCAUGGCAGGUGGCCCUGCUCAGAGGAGAUCAGCUCCACUGUGGAGGAGUGCUGGUCAGUGAACGCUGGGUGCUCACUGCAGCCCACUGCAAAAUGGGUCAGUACACUGUGCAUCUGGGCAGUGAUAAGAUAGGAGAUCACAGUGCCCAGAAGAUCAAGGCUACAAGGUCAUUCCGACACCCUGGCUACUCCACAAAGACCCAUGUCAAUGACAUCAUGCUUGUGAGGAUGGAUAAGCCGGCCAAGAUGUCAUCCAAAGUGCAGAAAGUCAACCUUACAUCACAAUGUGAACCCCCAGGGACAUCUUGCACUGUCUCUGGAUGGGGUACCACAACCAGCCCAGAUGUGACCUUCCCCUCAAACCUUAUGUGCUCGGAUGUGAAGCUCAUCUCCUCCAAGGACUGCAAGAAGGUGUACAAGGACCUGCUGGGGAAAACCAUGCUGUGCGCUGGCAUUCCUGACUCUAAGACCAACACCUGCAAUGGUGACUCAGGGGGGCCCUUGGUGUGCAAAGGCACCCUUCAGGGUCUGGUAUCCUGGGGGACCUACCCUUGUGGCCAGCCCAAUGACCCGGGUGUCUACACACAAGUCUGCAAGUACCACCGGUGGUUACAGACCACCAUGAAAACCUUUCGUUGA
Molecule: messenger RNA, 989 nt
Organism: Onychomys torridus (southern grasshopper mouse)
Lineage: Eukaryota; Metazoa; Chordata; Mammalia; Rodentia; Cricetidae
Gene: Klk7
Product: kallikrein related peptidase 7
Exons: 6
Coding region: 444-989 (181 amino acids)
Biological process (GO): proteolysis; positive regulation of antibacterial peptide production
Molecular function (GO): serine-type endopeptidase activity
Source: RefSeq, a predicted model, not a curated record